Molecule: messenger RNA, 544 nt
Organism: Lolium perenne
Lineage: Eukaryota; Viridiplantae; Streptophyta; Magnoliopsida; Poales; Poaceae
Product: BTB/POZ and MATH domain-containing protein 1-like
Biological process (GO): protein ubiquitination
Molecular function (GO): protein binding
Source: RefSeq, a predicted model, not a curated record
UUUGGAGGUGGGCGGUGAGACGUUCCCUACACACAGGUACAUCAUCGCUCGGUCCUCAGUCCUUAUGGCGGACCUCUCUGAUCCUGUGAAAGGGAAGGGGGCACCCCGUGUACGGAUUGACAACAUGGAAGCUAAAGUCUUCAAGGCGAUGCUCCACUUCAUCUACACGGACACGUUGCCCGAGAUUGGCGAGGAAGAAAUUGUGGAGAUGGCACAACAUUUGCUCGUCGCUGCAGAUAGGUUUAACAUCGAGAGGCUCAAAUGGAUAUGCGAAGAGAUACUGUGCAAGCACAUCCGCAAAGACACUGCGGCGACUAUGUUGGCGUUGGCUGAGCAGCGUGGUUGUGACGGUCUCAGAGAUGCGUGCUUGAAGUUCUUCUCUUCUCUUGACAUGCUGAAGGCAGUCGUGGCAACAGAUGGCUUUACGCAUCUGAGGAGCAGCUGUCCGUCAAUCCUAGAGGUGCUGGUCACCAAUGUUGCUCCCUGACCGCUUAAACUACAAAGCAACAAAACACUAGAGAUUUCUACAAGAAUAUUAGAUAUU